Phlebotomus argentipes is the source of this 654-nucleotide messenger RNA. RefSeq names its product general odorant-binding protein 72-like. The record is from RefSeq and is a predicted model, not a curated record. NCBI's taxonomy places the organism in Eukaryota, Metazoa, Arthropoda, Insecta, Diptera, Psychodidae. The transcript has 3 exons. The coding region runs from base 81 to 512 and encodes 143 amino acids. Gene Ontology annotation, biological process: olfactory behavior; sensory perception of smell. Gene Ontology annotation, molecular function: dibutyl phthalate binding; odorant binding. Gene Ontology annotation, cellular component: extracellular region.
GCAUUUUGCUGAGAAUUAUACAGUCUCUCGUGCUGCAGCUCAGUGGAAGUGAAAAAAAAAAUCUAUUUAGUUUGGUGAAAAUGGCGGGAAAAGCUGUGAUUCUGUGCUUUUGCGUGUUGGCGCUUUUCUUCGUAAAAUCAUUUGCCAUUACAGUCGACGAGGCAAAAAACUUGGCGAAAAUCUUCAGUGAGCCUUGCAAAGACAAGCAUCGCGUGUCGAAUGAGUUGAUUGAGGGCGUGAACAAGGGCGAUUUUCCGGACAACAGAAGCCUGAAAUGCUACGCUAAUUGCAUGCUCGAGCUGACGCAGACAGUGGCCAGAGGCAGGAUCAACUACAGGAUGUCUCUCGCGCAGAUCGACCUGUUCAUGCCCGAGGAAAUGAAGGAGCCAGCGAGGAUGACUUUGGAAGCCUGCAGAGGAUCAAUGAAGGGCUUCAAGGAUCACUGCGAAGCGAGCUACAAUUACGUCCAGUGUAUGUACAAAGUCAACAGAAAAUACUUCUUUUUCCCCUAGGAGCCUAGAAUCUGUCCAGCGGAGCCUUAAAUACUCGAGAGAUGUUCUACAAACAAAUUUGUCAGAGAAUUAAUUUAUCACAAUUACUCUACAUACUAAUUAUCCAUCAAUUUCAAUAUAAUAACUGAUUUGUCAGAGAUUA